Molecule: messenger RNA, 4157 nt
Organism: Marchantia polymorpha subsp. ruderalis
Lineage: Eukaryota; Viridiplantae; Streptophyta; Marchantiopsida; Marchantiales; Marchantiaceae
Source: the annotation of a GenBank genome assembly
GGCAAUUGGUGCUGUCAUGGACUCAUGUUCUAAUGUCGAAAUUCCUCCAUUUACAAGAGGUCAGUUCGUUCUGUACAGUGACGAGGGUUUAAGGGUUCACUGCAAAACUCAGCUCGUUCUACGUGUUAGGGUUUAGGAAAGGCACAUUGAAACCACGGAAGCAGGAUGUGUCGUUGAAUUGGGCGAUUUUGACCACGAAUUGGUUAAAAAGUUGUAUCCGCGGGUUCCGAUGGGUGGAAAUAGGGGAAAGGAGAGAAGCGCAGGUGCAGGAGAGGCGAAGUCUUUGGGCCCGGCUUCUGUCGAGGAUUCAGAUUUGCACACUGUUUUUGUUCGAAAUCUUCCUUUCUUCCUUACUGAUUCUCAGCUCGAGGACAUUUUUAGUGAAGUCGGACCUGUAAGGCAUUGUUUCACAAUCAAAGAGAAAGGGUCUGAUCAACAUCGCGGAUUCGGCUUUGUUCAGUUUGCUGUUGCCGAGGAUGCCCAUCGCGCUGUGCAAGAGAAGAAUGGAGCCUCAUUGCAAGGACGAAAUAUCAAAGUCGAAAUUGCCAAGCGGCGAGCUCCUCUUGACCAACGGCGUCCACCAAAACCUGAUCCACCACCGAAUAACGAAUCUAAUACUGUAGAUCAACAACAAGAUCCAAAGCUCGAUUCUGGAAAGACCGAGCAGAAAAAAAGGAAAUCAUCGGAGGUUCAAGUCACUUCUCCUGCUGACAAAGGCAGUACAGAACAGCCUGAAUCCAAGAAGAUAAAACCUGAUGGUGAACCUAAGGUUAGGGUCCAAAAAGCCGAGCAGAAGAAAGAAGAGGAUGUGGUACCUGUCCCAGAUGAGCCAAAGAAGGGAAAGAAGGAAAAGAAAGGUCACAAAGAGAAAAGGAGUGAUGGUAAAGCUCAAGUUGCAGUGAGUGAUGCUGAGACUAAGGAGCAAGAAGAACAACAGGGUUCUGCCAAACAAAGGCCUGCACGAACGGUGGUUGUGGGUGGUUUGCUGAAUACGGAAAUGUUUGAAGCAGUUCUCGCUGUUGCAAAAACUGUCGGCCCAGUGGAAAGUAUUCAGAGGACCUUUUCUGAAAUCGAAUUACACAGUAGAGGGCUGGCGAAAGAUGGAUGUAAGCCUCGAGCAGCUGCUAUAGUCUUUCUAUCAGUGAAAGCGGCAAAUCAAGCUGUGGCAGCGCUUCAUACAAAAUCCAUUGGGGGAGGAGUUGUUUGGGCUCGUCAGCUGGGUGGGGAGGGUUCAAAAUUGAAGAGUCUGAGGCUGAUUGUACGAAAUUUACCUUUUCAGAUUACAGAAUCGCAACUGAGAGACAUUUUUACUCCCGUGGGCUUCUUGUGGGAGGUGACCAUUCCCCGUAAACCCGAUGGCACGUGUAAAGGUUUUGCGUUCGUUGGUUUCAUCAACAGAUCUGACGCAGAGAAGGCUAUCAAAGCCGUGAAUGGGACAAGUAUCGGUAAAAGACCAGUUGCAGUGGAUUGGGCGGUCGGUAAGAAGGAAUAUGAGACGGCUAUAUCCACAGCUAAGACUCCAGCUCCUGCAUCAGUUAUACCCGAUCUAGACGAUGGCGACACUACAGCAAGUGAUUCUGAAGAUGAAAUGGAUGAAGAGCUUGACGAUGAAGUGGAAUUGCCCAGUGUGGCAAACGAAGUCACGGCAGAAGCUGACAAGAAAUCUAAGAAGAAAAGUAUCACAAAAGAAGAGGAGACCGCCAAAACAGAAGUGGCUGACAAGAAGUUGAAGAAACAGAAGCUUGUGCGAGAAGAGGCUGCCGUUGAGGAGGAAGGUGACAUGGAGGUUAGUGUGGCCGAUAAGAAGACAAGGAGAAACAAGCUUGCCACGGAAGAGGCGGAAAAGCAGGUUUCACUGGAUGAGAUGGAAAAGAGGAAGCACGCUCAGCUGGAAAACAUGGACAGGAGCGAAGAGAUGGACAUGAUGAAGAAGAUCCUAAACAAAGUUGUUUCUACCCUUCAUGAAACUGGCCCUCCAACUCUCGACGAUGAUGAAGAAGAAGAAGCAGAAGAAAUAAUCACACCCGUUACAAGUAAGGUCAAAAGUGCACACAAGGAAGUUGUUGAAUCAGUGGAGGCUAAUGGAAAGCCGAGCAAAGCCAAGAAAGCCGUGGAGCCCGCUGUCUCAGAGAAAGAUGAGGACCAAAACACUUUUGGAAGGACAGUGUUUAUCCGGAAUCUUCCCAUGGAUGCCAAAGUUCCAGAGUUGCGGAAAAUGUUUUCUGACUUUGGAGUUGUUAAGUCGCUGAGAAUGGUUCUUCAUCCAGUCACACUGAGACCGAAAGGUACUGCGUUUCUAGAAUACUCUUCAAAAGAAGCUGCAGAGGCUGCUAUUGCUGCUGCCUCUACAAAUGGUGUAGAUAUGAACGGUCUGAUGGUGAAGGGGCGUGUCAUCAACGUCAGUUUAGCCGUAGACAGAGAUACUGCUCGAGAUAUAGCGAAAGACGCAUCAAAGAAAAAGGACGAAGAAGAUCGUAGAAAUCUGGCUCUAGCAAAGGAGGGAUUCAUACAGGAGGGCACGGCUGCCGCUGAAGGUGUUUCGAAGAAAGACCUACAGAAGAGACAAAUGCUGGAGUAUGAAAAGAGCACAAAACUGCGGAGUCCCAAUUUUCAUGUUUCAAGGACGAGGCUAUCCGUGCACAAUGUCCCAAAGGGGUUCACUGAGAAAGCUCUGAAGAAGCUUUUCAUUGAGGCAGUAAAAUCACGUGCUUCAAAACAACAACCUGUUAUUAAGCAGGUCAAGAUAUUGCGAGACGAGGAGACAGGCAAGGCUCGUGGGACCGCUUUUGUAGAGUUCACAGAACACCAACACGCCUUGGUCGCUUUGCGAGUUCUAAAUAACAACCCUGGUACGUUCACUGCAGAAAAUCGUCCUAUUGUGGAGUUUGCGGUGGAGAACUCCUUAAUUCUACGGAAACGUGCUGUUCAACUGGAAAAAUCGAAAAGUAUGCAGGCCGCUCCGAUCAAACAGAAUGUGGAGGAAAGGCAGAAGACUGCAGAUAAUGUGAAAAAAGGACGCAAGUCACGACGUGAUGAACCCGACGGCAAAGGUGGAAGAGGUGGUCAAGUUGAAGGUGGGGAGAUUCCAACGAAAUCAGGGGGUGCAAAAAAGAGAGAGAAGAAGCGUGAGAGUGGUAAAGAGAAAUCAGUUGAGGCGGAAGGUGUUUCACAGGACCAGCCUGCAUCGACCGCAGGCCGCAAAAGAAAGAGAGACAAGAAAGAUGCUUUGACAGGAAUGGCCGGAGAUGCAGGCUUGGACAAGAAAGCAUCGAUGCAAGCAGGACAGGCAAGGCCCACAAAGGCAGGAAUCGCCGGACAGAAGUUGAAAGGCAAGGCAAUGAAUGGUGGAAAAGAUGGCCCUGCGAUGAAAGAUAAACUUGCGAAAUUAGCAGUUAGCGGGAAGCUUACGAAGUCAAAGCAGUCGAAGCAGCCAGCUGGUUCUAAACAAAGUCAAUCGGCCAAGGGAGGCCCAGCGAAAAAGUUUGCAAGUCAGCAAAUUCAGGAGAUUGAUGAGGCCAGUCUGAGAGAAAAGAAAAGACUGAAGAUGCUCACAAAAGCUAAGGCCUCUGAAUCCAAACUCGACAAAUUAGUCACAGAAUAUCGAACGAAGUACUUCUCGGAUGGACCGACGAGCAAGAGCAAGACGAAGAGCACAGGGGGAACGGCAGGGACCGUAGGAGAUUUUCGCAGAUGGUUCGAUUGAAGCUUGUAUGAAAACCCUGGCUCGUUCGCAGCUCAGGCCAACCCUAAGCCCUGCACACAUCGUUGAUAAUGGGUUCAGGUUUUGUACCCUUGAUUUUAACCAGGAGGGAAUUAGAGGUGUCGGAUCGCAAGACCAUUUUGGUCUUUUCCCGAUCGAGGCGAAAGUUACUUGUAGAUUAUCAUUGAAGGCGGUAAGUAGUGAUACACUAGCAUGAGUUCAGUAUCUCGCCGAAUCCCUCCUCGAGCUUCCGAGUCAAAUAGAACGGCAGCAGUCCAUUUGACCAGGUAGUGCAGAGACGAGGUUCAAACCGAGUACCAAUCGGUGAUUCAGAGAGAUACGCAAAAGGCUGCUGCAAGUUUUGAUACGUGAGGAAGUUUGACAUGUGAGAAGCAUGUGUUAUAUCAAAUGAGCCAAUAAUGAACACCCGUGUCAGCUAUGGCCACAAAUGUCCUUG